This is a messenger RNA of Rhineura floridana, 7293 nucleotides long. RefSeq names its product regulator of microtubule dynamics 3 (gene RMDN3). Gene Ontology annotation, cellular component: mitotic spindle pole; cytoplasm; spindle microtubule. Gene Ontology annotation, molecular function: microtubule binding. Lineage: Eukaryota; Metazoa; Chordata; Lepidosauria; Squamata; Rhineuridae. The record is from RefSeq and is a predicted model, not a curated record. The transcript is spliced from 13 exons. The coding region runs from base 671 to 2107 and encodes 478 amino acids.
ACCGGGGGCGGGGGAGUGUGUGUUGUGUCACCUUACCAGUAUAAUCCUAUACAUGUCUACUCUGAAGUAAGUUCCACUGAGUUCAGUGGGUCUUACCCCAGGUGAGUAUAGGAUUGUAGCCUUGGUUACUGUUCUCCCUCUCUAUAAAUGCAGCCUAAAAGAUCUGUUGUGGCAUAAAGUAAAUCCGGUUGUCGCUACGGUGCCAUAACACUCCUUUCUAAAGCAUUUCAUUGCAAACAAACGAAUAUGGCUCUGCUUUCCCUUCGGAAUUUGGAACUUGAUCUUCCCUACGCAUGCGCCUAGAGCGACGAGAAGCUUUGACAAGGCACUUCUAGCCGCCCAUUGGGAGAAACGGGUGUGCCUCGGUUCUGUUGACUGAUUCCCGCUAUCUCUGAGCACACCAAGUGGGCGGCUUGGGUGGGGGUUCCUCCAUGCUUUCUUUUCUCUAACGUCUGGGGCCUGAGAAAUGCAGUGUUAUUGCGGGCCACUCUUAUGGUCCAAUUGCCUGACCUGCUGGAGGCAGAGUUUAAAUCCUGUUUCAAACCUUGGUGGCUUUGGACCGCUAAGGUUCAGUAUCUCUUCUAACCCACGCACCCACCCACAUAAAUGGUGCUCUGUCUCGCAUGAUUGCACUGACAAGCAAUAAUAGAGGCAAACUGAUAACGUUUCCAUGUGCAUCAUGUCCAAAAUAGGGGUCUUCCGUGUGGGACUUGGUGUGGUCUUGGGAGCAGCUGCGGGAAUAGGUCUCUUCUUCUACUUCUACAAACAAAAGAGAAAAAAACCCUGGCCAAGAGGGAGCACCAGACCACCAAAUUUACAGAGUCAACAUACUGCUCUGGACUGUCAGGAACACACAGAAAUUCUACAGCCUUAUAAUCAGGUUCUGUGGACGAGACCAGGACCAGUGGAGGGUGGUGACAGCAUCCCAUACACAUCUCUUCUAACACGUGAAGAACAGGCUGAAGUAUUGAACCGUUUGGACUUUGUGCUUAAAAGCCUUAUAGAGCUGCGACAUGAAGUUGAAGAGUUGCGGAAUAGCCUGCAGGGUUUAGCAGGAGAGAUUAUUGGAGAAGUCAGAACCCAUGUAGAAGAAAGCCAGAAAGUUAUUCGUCGGAGGCGUUUUGUAUAUCCCAGAGAAAGGAGCGAUUCCACAGGAUCCAGCUCCAUAUAUUUCACAGCCAGCUCAAGGACAGCCAACACUACUGAUGGUGAAAGUGAGGGGGGUUAUACUACAGCCAAUGCAGAGUCCGAUUAUGAUCGGGAGUCUGAUAAAGAGAGUGAGGAAGGAGAAGAUGAAAUCAGUUGUGAAACCGUGAGAACUGCAAGAAGAGAUUCACUGGACCUUGUCAAUGAGGAGGAAACAACACUGACUUUAGACUCUGCUAUUGAUGAAGAACUUGGUCAGUUGCUGCAGCAGGCAGAUCGCUUACACAGUGGAAGUGACCAGGAGAAGAGAGACGGAUUCCAAUUGCUGCUUAACAAUAAACUAGUGUAUAGUGACAAGCAGGAUUUCCUUUGGCGUUUGGCCCGAGCUUAUAGUGAUAUGUAUGAAAUCGCGGAGGAUGCAGAUGAGAAGAAGUCUUAUGCAGCUGAUGGAAAAGAAGAGGCAGAAACUGCUUUGCAGAUGGGAGAUCAAAGUGCCGAGUGUCACCAGUGGUAUGCUGUUAUAUGCGGUCAGGUUUCAGAACAUGACAGUAUACAAAAACGCAUACAAGCAGGAAACAUUUUUAAGAAACAUGUAGACACAGCAAUUGCUCUGAAGCCAGAUGACCCCAAGUCUUACUAUCUUCUGGGCCGGUGGUGUUACCAGGUCUCUCACCUGGGAUGGUUGGAAAGGAAAACUGCUUCUGCUUUGUAUGAAGAACCCCCCAAAGCUACUGUCCAGGAUGCACUGCAGAAUUUCUUAAAGGCUGAAGACCUAAGUGCUGGUUUUUCAAAAGCAGGAAGAAUAUACAUUGCCAAGUGCUACAGGGAACUGGGGGAUAAUUCUACAGCUGCUCAUUGGCUAAAUUUGGCUUCAGAGCUGCCAGUUACCACAAAAGAGGAUGCUGAAAGCAGUAGUGAGAUGGAAGAGAUGCAAGCAAGUUUAAAGUUCCUAUCCACAUAAUAGUUGUGCAUGUACAGUGAAAGUUCCAGUGUAAAAGGUUUCAUAAUCAUGAUUACCCUCACUGGGCUUCAUGAACAAACCACAGAAUGCAAAAGAAAAAUCAUACUGCAGUUUCAGCAGUCCUUUUUCAAAUAUCGAGACUGUCAGUACUGUGAGGGUUAAAAAAAAGUGAUUCAGUUCAUAUCCCUUGCCUACUAAAUCAGACGGUCUGCUUAACUGUUCUCAGGGCAAAAGGUACCAAUUUGAUUGUUUUUUCAUGCUUGUGUUUUGAGUUCUACAUAUUUACCAGCCAGACAUUUCCAAAUACAUUCAUUACAUGCUUCAUAUAAUGAGAUGUGACAUUAUGUGUGUUAAUCCUGUUUUCAUAAAAUGUUAUAAACUAUUCAAUGAAAAGAAGGGUCGUACUACUUGUGAUGUGGCAGAAUUAUGCACAGGAUCUCUCAUGGUUUUUGUUUUUAGAUCAAAACAGACCUGGGGAGGAUUUUCAAAAGGUCCUUCCACAUGUAGUUUUCCAUUUAGGAUCCCCCAACUAUUUUAGGUAUAUACAAUAUCUGUGUGUUUUUCUCCAGUUUAUUUACCGUUAGACAAAUAGCAGAUUUGGGGGAUUAAUUUUGAGGGGAUGGUACAUGGGAAAGCCUUAAUCUUCCCCUGUUCUAUUGCCCCCAGCAGUAGUAGCCUUUGGGGCAGAGCAGGGUGGUGUUGCUUACCUGGCUUCCUAAUGCAGAGGUUGUUGCUGGUAACUGAGAGGGGGAAGGGGGAGGCGAUGGAGCGAUUGGCGCAGUGCAGACACAGUGGCAGAGCCAGCCUGACAUUCCCGAUGCUGUGCCCUCUCCAUGCCAGCCUCCCUGCCACCUUGUCCUUUUCCCUCUUGGUUACCAGCAGUGACUUCCAUGUUGGAAAGUCAGAUAAGCUACACCACCCAGUUCCUCCUGACUGGCUGAUCCUGGUCCACAGCCUGAGUCUAAACCCAGUUACUACUUUGUUCUAAAUGGAGAAAACAUCUGAGAUCUUGUUUUUUAAAUUCCCCUGUCUUGCAUCUAGUUUGAGCUGAAUGUAUCAGAUAAAAUUAUAGAUCAUGGCUUCUUUGGGCAAAUUGAUUGCUGCUUAAUCAGUGGACACGCGGCACUCUGUUAACUGUGCAUGAUAAAUAUUGUUGACUGUCUGUUUUUAUUUAAGACAGUGGGAUACUGACACUUUCCAUUGUACCUAUGAUUAAUAUCCAGGUGGGGAUUUAUAGCAACAGCACUGAGUACAAAUGCAAACAGGUCAAUAUUCCAGAAACUAGAUUUCUACUACACGUCUUACAAAUAGCUCUGAAAAUAUUGAUUGUGUCCAAAGUAUGCACCUAGUAAUAUUUUUGCAUGUUAACCUGGCUGCUUGUAGAUUUUGUGUUUCUCCUUGGACUACUCCACUUUUUGAGCAUAGUAUGCUAUCAGGGUGUUGACAUGGGCAGAGCACUCUUUCCUAUUGCACUGCCCCUCAUUAAAGCAGCAACAGCAAAACUUAGAAAAACCUUAAUGUUGGGGGACCAAAUAACCUGCCCUCAGUUUCCAAAGGUCUUUUGAAAGAAAUACCACUCCCACAAAGGGCAACUAAAAUCUAUUAAAGUUUAAGGAACAAAAUGAAGUAUUUUCUUCAUCUGCUGAAUUAUGACAGCAUAUACCAAGAUAACUUUUUAAUUAUCUUUCAUUCCUUCUCUGUAAUCAUGAGUGUUACUUAGCUACUCUGAAGUACAAUGCAGGGAAGAAUAUUUGCUACAGAAAGAGAAGAACCCCAUGUGUUUUCCAGAAUCCAUUGCUUCAUAAAUUGAGUUGUACAUGAUAUGUCACACAUAUAACAUCAGUGAAUUAGAGGUGGAAUUAAAUUAACAUUCAGUUGCAGCCUGUUGUAAACCCAACAAUCUUACUACUUCCAGAAUGCAGAAUGUUUCCAUUUUCUGUGUGUGCUAUGAUUUUUGCCAAGAACUCAAGUGGAGUUUCUCAGUAUUUUUGAAACCUAUUUUACAAUUCACUAUAUUUAGAUAAUUAUAUUGAGCUUUAUUUAAUAUAUACUGCUACAUUUGACAUUUCUAGAAAAUGAUAUUAGAGAGCAAUUUUUAUAUAAAGAGUCUGAUUUAGUCACCUAAAUAUGUAUUUAACAUUGACUAGCAUUGCUUUUUAACAUUACAGAAAUCAAGUUGGAAGAGGGGAAAAUAUUUUUGUCCUGUUUCUUGAUUCACAUUUCUAUCCAAAACAUUUAGACGGUCACCUUGGUCCUAAACAUACAAGCAAGCAAGUAGUGUUACAGUUUUACUUUCACUGAGGUCACAAGGAGUACAACUCUGUUAAGAUGGUAAAAUCAGAACUUUGGGGUGUAUUAUCUGAGUUAUACUUGGAGUAAACCCACUGAAAUCAACCGUGAUCAUGUUCAUUAGCUUCCCUGGAUCUACUCUGAGCAUUGGAUACAACCUUUUGAGUAGGCAGCAAUGUUAUCUUUUCUUAUGCCCGUGUAGUUUGGAUGAGAAUGUGCUGCCAUCUGCUUAAUGAAUGGGAGAGUUCCUUGUGUACCCAAAAUAAUUGGCCAUAAAAUGUUCAAUUGAGGUUCCCUCAAGUUAGCUCAACUUAAUGAACGUUUCCUAGUAUUUAAAGGUUUGUAUUAACUUAUAAAUUACUGAAACAAUUCUUGUUUUAAAUAAGUCUUUGAUUAAAUCUUUGCUGGCCUUGAUAAUUGACUGUAAUAACACAAGCUCACAGUCAGCUAGGUUCAUGGCCCAUGCAAGUUUUAGCCCAUGCCAUUUUACACAAUUUUAUUUGCUUCAGUGAUGUUGAUACAUUUCUGCUAGAUGAUCCCCUGCUGUAAUACUUAUAAUUUGUAUCCUGCUUUAACAAAGUUUGCAGUAUCUUUACGUUAGCUGGAUAGAAUACCGUGACUCUUAAGUCAUACUCAGGGUAAGCCCACUGAAUCAAUAAACAAGUUACUCAUGCUCAUUGAUUUCAGCAAGUCUACUCUGAGUAUUUAUUUGGAUGCAACCCACAGAAAACAAAUUGUUUGGCACGUUUCAAGGGCACGAACUUAAUGGAACCUCUUAUUCACUGUCUGCUGUUAACUAUAAUGCUAAUACUAAAUUAUUCUUUUAUAGAAUGUAUUUCAAUAUUACAUGUAUGAUUUGCAAGAAGAAACAGAUGGGAGUUUGGUGAGGCAGGGAAAAAUCUUAACAAAAUCUCUGCCAGCUUGCAGAGAAGCAGCCUGUUUAAAAAAAAUCAACUAGCUUUACCGGUAUUUUAUUUCAUGAUUCUAACUGCAAGUCUUCAACCAUUUUAAUUUUUUUUUAAAGAAAAAACACUUUAGAAUUCAGUUUUGGAACAUGAUCUUGCCAGUUUUCAUUUCUGGUUUUCUGUUGUGAUAUUACGGAUAUUUGUUAUAUGUAAAUUAAAAAUAGUAUAAUUUUGACUAUUUUUGGUUUAAAUUACAUCAGUUGUUCCCUUAAUUUUAAAGCCUCUAGUCAAAAUGUACAUAUAGAUACUAGACAUUGGGUUUGGGUGAGAAUUUGACUGAAUUUCAAGCAUGCGUGUGCAUGUACACAAAUGUAAGAAUCCUGCUAAUUUUAACAAAACCAUUCUUGAGGCUCUUACAUUGAUGCCUUGAAAAGAAUCAGUCUUUAUAUUGCCAUUCAGAAGUACUUGCAUAUCUGGUAAAGUUAAAAACUUGUUCAGCUGGUCUGUGGUACCUCGGCCAAAUUAUUAUUUAUUAUUGCAUGGGAAGAAUUAAAUGAAAUGCUUAGGAGAACUGUAUGAAUUAUUAGACCAUGACCAAAGCAUUUUCUGUCAGUGCUACUUUUAAAAAAAUAUGCCCUGAAAGCAUUUACAGAAGAUGGAGAACUGUGACUAAGGCUGUAAUUCUAUACUCAUUUACAUGUGAGUAAGCCCCGUUGAACACAAUGGGACUUAUUUCUGAGUAGAUAUGACAGGAUUGUAGUGUUAAAUACUUUGCUAUUUUUUACCACCUUUUCACAUUACAACUGAUCUUUAUUGAUGAGAGCUUGGAUGAUACAGUAUUUACCGUCAUUAUCCAUUUGUUAAUGUGUUUAAAAUUUUAAAUAUCCAUAUGUGAUAUUCUAAUACUACAGAUUAAUUUUUUCAUUGCAAACACAUUUCUUUUAAUGUGAGAUAGAUGUUGAAUAAAGUAAUUGAUCUGAUUAUGCUUCAGCAAUUAAACUUGACUAAAACGCUGCUAAUGAAAAUGAAGAAAGGAAUCUUUCAGUAACGUUGCCUAAUAUAAAUCCUCAAUUCAAAUGCAGACAUACUGUAGUGUCCUAUGUAAAAUCACACUGUGUGCUCAAUUUACAGAGCAAUGAGUAUAUGCUGUACCAAAGCAAGGUCUUUAGUAUGAUUCAAAUGCAGAAGUGGGCAGCUUAUGGUCCAUUGGCUGCAUUCCAUAUCCCAUUAAGACCUCUGGCAACAUUGUCCCCAUGCCCCCCAGAACAAACAUCCUAUGAGUGAAUUGCCACAUGGGAGCACCAUAGGACUUUGCAGGCUGAAAGGAAAAAGUUUUGUCAAGGCUGGAUAUGAUCCUCGGGCUAUCCAUUAUAUGUCCCUGAUUUAAGGAACUGGAGAGGAAACUUUGCCUUGAGUCCUUUCCUCCCUCCUUUUUGGAAUGGUUUUUAUUCAAGAGAUUACUGUUAUCACUAAUACCAUAGAAUCAUGUGCAGAAAACUCAAAAUAACAUUCUGAAAUUGAUGUAAGUAAUCAAAGCAAUUUCAUUUUGAGUGUGGUAGAUGGUAAACCUGAGAGCAUUAUUAUUUUUGGAAGAGUGUGGUUUGGGAAGAGUUCAUUUAGAAGGAGGUACACUUACGCAGCCGUAGGUGGAAAUAAGGUGUUUUUUUUUAGUUGUAUGUGUUUUGCUGACUAACUGAAUGUAAAGGCAAAUAUCCUUUACAAAUGCACUGCAACCUCCUAGAGGGCCUCAAUACUGAGAAGUCAGGUGGGCAAGAGGUAGUUCAAAAAGAAAAUUUGCGCUACUGACAAGACUUAUUUUCAAGAUCCGUUAAUGGAUAAAAGCAACUAUUUCCCUGCAACUGUAUAUUUGUUUUAAAAAAACAAACUAAUGCAAGAGUUAAUUGUGAAAUUAUGUGAUUUUAACUUCAACUUUAUUUAAAAUGAAAGUGAAAAUAGUAUCUACUGAUGUGUAUGUAACAGUUCUGAAAUAAA